AUGUCGAGGGAGAAUUUAAUGGCAAGAAGAUCUGCUUCUACCAGCAACGUUGGUCCACAGCAGGGGUGGGGUCCUCCACCACCUCCACCUCCACCUUCCGGUGGGCCGCCCCCGCCAUCCGUCAUUGUUGAACUGGAGGAUAGGCGCGGGAGUCUGCCUUUAGCGCAACUGAAGGAGGAAGAAGAAGAAUUUUUUCAAGAAGUUGAAAGUGGAGACGUGCGCAAAGUCGAAAGGUUCCUGAACGAGCACCGAAACUUGAACAUCAAUUGCAUCAAUUACAAAGGGCAGAACGCUUUGCAAAUUGCUAUUAAGAAAGAAAACGAAGAUAUGGUGAAAUUUUUAUUUCGUCGGCCGGAUUUGGAAGUCCGAGAUGCGGCUUUGUAUGCCAUUACGACAGGAAACAUCGAUUUAACCACCAUCAUCUUAGACUAUAUCAAGAGUUCGAGUCCUGAGAAUGAGAUGCUGGGAUGUCAGGACAGUCCUAAUUAUUCCCCAGAUAUCACUCCUUUGAUCCUCGCUGCACAGUGUGGAGAUUACAAGAUUGUCCGGCUGCUUCUGGAAAGAAACCACGUUAUUGAAAAACCUCACUUACCAAGUUGUUUGUGUCCAACGUGCAAGAUAAUGAUCGAACAGAUGGGCUCAGCUCUUUCUAGGAUGCGUUUGAACGCUUACAAAGCCAUCAGCAACCCUGCAUACAUAUGUCAAAUCUCAGACGAUCCCAUAUAUUACGGAUUCGGAUUAGACAGGGAGCUCAAACAAUGUGGACUUUUGGACAAGGAAUUUAGAGAAUUUUCCCCUUCUCUCCAUGGCAGCUGCGUAGGGAAGGUAAUAUUACCAAGCCAAGAGACAAGGUUUGGUUUUUGCACAUGGAAGUUGGGCUGUCGGCCCUCUUCUCUCUACGCAGAAUAUGAAGCUCUAGCGCAAGAAGUUCGAAAUUUCACGGUAACGAUAUUAGCAAUGUGUCGUGACAUAUCAGAAAUUGAAAUUCUUCUAAAAUUAGACUGGGGAUACGAAGGAUCCUUAGAAAAAAUUCCAUUUCCGAGAUUGCAAUUGGCUCUUGAUUAUUAUCAAAAAGAAUUUGUGGCUCACUCAAUGGUUCAGACCAUCCUGACGUCUUAUUGGCUCGGAGAAUUCAGGUCUUGGCCGCGAUUGUCGCUGACGGAAAAAAGCUUGAGGGUCCUGGUGAGGGUAAUAUUCCUGCCUUUCAUAUGCAUCGCUCUGCUUUUCAUCCCCCAGAUAAAGAUCUUGAGGAAAUGGCGGGCACCUCUCAACCGGUACCUAAUGUGGCUUUCUUCUUACAUAUUUUUCGUCUUCUGUGUAUACUGGUUAAACUACUUAGAUACCGGGAAAGCUGCCAGAGGUCCACCACGUACAGACGCAAAAAGGGACAUUAUUCACCAAAGGAAGAACAUCGAAAAGAAAUUUUGGCCACACAGCGAUGCAACCCUUUUGCACGAAGGUUUCUUCGCCAUAGCUACUAUCUUAUCUUUUGGGAAGUUGGCUUAUUACUGCCUUCAGAGUUCAAGACUCGGACCGCUGCAGGUCUCCAUGGGUAAAAUGGCCAUUCAAAUCAGCUACUUCCUAAUUGUAUGUUUUUUGAUCAUUACCAGCUUCGCUGUACCUAUGGCCAGAAUGUAUGCUUACUACAGUUCACCCUUCAAUUCGUUUUCAGAUGCUUUUACAACUUUCUUCUGGGCAAUGUUUUGCAUGUCUGACGUUGAAUCUCCAGAUAUCGUCAAAUCGAAUUCGGCGAAAGACAAAAAUGGUCCAGUCAUAAACUCCCAUGUUUUCACCGAAGGUGUGGGUAGGACUCUGUUCGCAACUUUCCACCUCAUGAUGGUUAUAGCGCUUCUUAACACGCUGAUUGCCAUUCUGUCGAACACAUUUCAGAAUGUUGUGCAACACUUGUUUUACAUGAUGGUAAUCCGAUGCUACUUCUUCGGGUUCCCUGGCGAUCAGCUGCACUAUAUCCAGUGGCAACAAGCUAAGCAAAUGAGCGACCCAAUUUUCCUCGGGAAUUUCAGCUCUCUUUGCUUGUCGCUCGAAGAUCACCAGAUAUAG
This is a messenger RNA of Uloborus diversus, 2061 nucleotides long. RefSeq names its product short transient receptor potential channel 3-like. The transcript is spliced from 11 exons. Gene Ontology annotation, molecular function: inositol 1,4,5 trisphosphate binding; protein binding; store-operated calcium channel activity. Gene Ontology annotation, biological process: manganese ion transport; regulation of cytosolic calcium ion concentration; calcium ion transmembrane transport. The record is from RefSeq and is a predicted model, not a curated record. Gene Ontology annotation, cellular component: cation channel complex; membrane. NCBI's taxonomy places the organism in Eukaryota, Metazoa, Arthropoda, Arachnida, Araneae, Uloboridae. Bases 1 to 2061 code for a protein of 686 amino acids.